UUCUCUUCAUCGCCUCUUUUCUGUUGGCUCUUCUUAAUCCAAGUCCCACCAAACAACACCCACUUCUCAAUUCCUUCUAGUUUCCCUUUUUCAACUGUUAAAUCACUCUUCAAUUUCUAAUUUCCGCAGUAAAGCCAAUCAUUCAUGGCUUCCCUCAGGUGGGUUUCUUGGAUUUUGAUCGCCCAUUUGUUUGUUUCAACUUCUGUGCACUCAGAUUCUUCGUCGAACUCAGAGAAUCUUGCAGAAAUUCCUAUUAAGUUCCUCCAAUUUGCUAAGGAGCCAGAGCUGUUUGAUUGGAUGGUGGGAAUCCGGAGGAAAAUUCACGAGAACCCAGAACUUGGUUAUGAGGAAUUCGAGACCAGUAAGCUGAUUCGAGCAGAAUUAGAUAAAUUGGGCAUAUCUUAUAAAUACCCAGUUGCCGGUACUGGAGUCAUCGGCUUUGUUGGUUCUGGUCAGCCCCCCUUUGUGGCCGUUCGAGCAGAUAUGGAUGCUCUUGCUAUGCAGGAACUGGUGGAGUGGGAGCAUAAGAGUAAGGUUCCUGGGAAGAUGCACGCUUGUGGUCAUGAUGCUCAUGUUGCGAUGGUCUUAGGUGCUGCAAAGAUCCUUCAAAAGCACAGUGAGGAGUUGAAGGGAACAGUUGUCCUGGUUUUCCAACCAGCUGAAGAAGGAGGUGGAGGUGCCAAGAAAAUUAUAGAAGCUGGAGUGUUGGAUAAUAUCCAGGCUAUCUUCGGGUUGCAUAUUGCUCAUAAUAUACCUCUGGGUGAAGUGGCUGCACGACCAGGACCCAUGUUGGCUGGAAGCGGCUUCUUUGAAGCAGUAAUCAGUGGAAAAGGAGGCCAUGCCGCCAUUCCUCAGCAUUCUAUAGACCCACUUUUGGCUGCUUCUAACGUGAUUGUGAGCUUACAACAUCUUGUUUCAAGGGAAGCUGAUCCACUAGAUUCACAGGUAGUAACAGUUGCUAAGUUCCAAGGAGGUGGCGCAUUCAAUGUAAUUCCAGAUUCUGUUACCAUAGGUGGCACUUUCCGAGCUUUCUUGAAGGAUAGCCUGGUCCAACUUAAGCAACGUAUUAAAGAGGUUAUCACUGGACAAGCUUCCGUGCAUAGGUGCAAUGCGACAGUCGAUUUUUUCGAGAAUGAGAAACCUAUUUUCCCUCCAACUGUGAAUGAUAAAGAGUUGCAUGAACACUUCCAAAAUGUUGCAGGAGAUAUGCUUGGCAUUGAUAAGGUCGAGGAUAUGCAACCACUUAUGGGAUCUGAAGAUUUUUCGUUUUACCAAGACUUGAUUCCGGGGUACUUCUUCUUCCUUGGAAUGGAGAACGAGACAUCGGGUCGGCUCGAUUCUGUGCACUCCCCUUACUUUCGUAUCAACGAAGACGCACUCCCUUACGGUGCAGCUCUUCAUGCAUCAUUGGCUACAAGAUAUCUUCUUGAGCUCCAGCCACAAGUUACUUCGUUGGAAGAAAAACGACACGACGAAUUGUAAGUUGUCUAUCGAUCCCCUUGAUUGUAUGUUCCAAUCGAGUUAAAGGGUAUAAAACAUUAUCGAAACCUCAUUGAGCUGCUACUGAUGUCGAGAUCCCUCCGCACAGCACCUGUAUUCUGUUUUUCCUUUGUCAUGUAAGCUUCAUCUGUAAUUGUACCUUCCCGAAAUCAAUCAGCAUAAAUGUUCCAAGAAAGUGAAGCAUCUGCACGCUUCCUAUUCUUUGUGAUAUAUUUCUCUUACAUUUAUGGAAUAACCUAUUGUGUAAAUGAGAUGCUGUGAAGAUUCCAAGAUUUCCUUUUGACUCCAA
Molecule: messenger RNA, 1789 nt
Organism: Cucurbita pepo subsp. pepo (vegetable marrow)
Lineage: Eukaryota; Viridiplantae; Streptophyta; Magnoliopsida; Cucurbitales; Cucurbitaceae
Product: IAA-amino acid hydrolase ILR1-like 4
Biological process (GO): auxin metabolic process
Cellular component (GO): endoplasmic reticulum
Molecular function (GO): IAA-Ala conjugate hydrolase activity
Source: RefSeq, a predicted model, not a curated record